Thlaspi arvense is the source of this 2108-nucleotide messenger RNA. The record is from the annotation of a GenBank genome assembly. Lineage: Eukaryota; Viridiplantae; Streptophyta; Magnoliopsida; Brassicales; Brassicaceae.
GCAAUACCAAAACAGUCGACUGAGAAACUCUCAAUCUGAGCAGAUAUUUACUCAAUCAGGAGGAUUCAGCAAAGCAAGGAAGCACGAGAAGGUGAAAAUGGAGAUCACACUGAACAGUGGCUACAAGAUGCCGAUCGUCGGCUUAGGAGUGUGGAGGAUGGAGAAAGAAGGGAUCCGAGACCUUAUCAUCAAUGCCAUCAAGAUCGGCUAUCGCCAUCUCGACUGUGCUGCUGAUUAUAGGAACGAAGCCGAAGUUGGUGAGGCUCUCAGUGAGGCAUUUAAGACGGGUCUAGUCAAGAGGGAGGAUCUCUUCGUUACAACCAAGCUAUGGAACUCAGACCAUGGCCAUGUUAUCGAGGCGUGCAAGGACAGUCUCAAGAAACUUCAACUUGAUUAUCUUGACCUUUACCUCGUUCAUUUCCCCGUAGCAACGAGGCACACUGGAGUUGGAACCACCGAUAGUGCUUUGGGAGAUGAUGGGGUAUUGGACAUUGAUACGACCAUAUCUCUGGAAACUACAUGGCAUGACAUGGAAAAGCUUGUAUCUAUGGGUUUGGUCCGCAGCAUUGGAAUCAGUAACUAUGAUGUGUUUCUAACGAGGGAUUGCUUGGCGUACUCCAAGAUCAAACCUGCAGUGAAUCAGAUCGAGACACAUCCUUACUUCCAGCGCGAUUCACUUGUCAAGUUCUGUCAGAAGCAUGGUGUUUGCGUCACCGCUCAUACUCCUCUGGGAGGUGCCACAGCCAACGCAGAGUGGUUUGGUACCGUGUCAUGUCUUGAUGAUCCAGCUCUCAAAGAGGUGGCUGAGAAGUACAAAAAGACAGUGGCGCAGGUUGUGCUAAGGUGGGGAAUCCAGAGGAACACAGUGGUGAUACCAAAGACAUCGAAGCCUGAGAGGUUGGGAGAGAACUUCGAGGUUUUGGACUUCGAACUGACAAAAGAGGACAUGGAACUGAUCAAGAGCUUGGACAGAAAGUACCGUACCAACCAACCUGCCAAGAUGGAGAAUGGUGAGCAGUACGAGAACGGGAGGUACAAGUCUAUGUGGAACAUGAUGCCUCAGCAUCAGAUAAAGGAGCAGCACAAUGCGUUGGUGAUGAACAAGAAGAUCAUGUCGAUCCUUGCCGAGAGGGACGCAGCUAUACAGGAAAGAAACCAAGCCGUCUCUGCGAAAAAGGAAGCAGUAGCAGCUCGUGAUGAAGCCCUUCAGCAACGGGACAAGGCUCUCUCCGAGAGAGAUAAAGCCCUGAUAGAGAGAGACAGCGCCUUCGCUGCGCUUCAGCACCAUGAGAACAGCCUCAACUUUGCCUUGUCCGGUGGGAAGCACUACGACGGGGACGAUGGUUUCAGCAGCGUUCACAAACUCGUUGCUUUUCCUUUGUCCACUAUUCGGCCUGAGGUAGCCAGCACGAAGAGGAAGAAGGAGAGCAAGCGAAAGGGGAAGAAAGUGGGUGAGGAUCUGAACCGUGGAGUGGCUGCUCCUGGAAAGAAAUGCAGAACAGACUGGGACAGUAACGAUGUGGGUUUAAACUUGGUCACCUUCGACGAGACGACGAUGCAAGUGCCGUUGUGCACAUGCACGGGCACAGCGAGGCAGUGUUACAAAUGGGGAAACGGUGGUUGGCAAUCGUCUUGCUGCACCACCACCUUGUCGCAGUAUCCAUUGCCGCAGAUGCCGAACAAGAGGCAUUCUCGCGUCGGCGGUAGGAAAAUGAGCGGGAACGUUUUCUCCAGAUUGCUCAGCCGUUUAGCAUCCGAAGGUUAUGAUCUCUCGUGUCCCGUUGAUCUUAAAGAUUACUGGGCUAGGCACGGGACGAACCGCUACAUCACUAUCAAGUAGCCACUACGUUCCACAAUCCAAUGUAUGUUUUUCUUCUUCUUUUUCUUUUGUUGGUAUUAAUGUUAAGAAAGUAUGUUCUUCUCUUCUUCUUCUUGUUAAGGUUUAGGUGUUGUCUUUAUUUGUCCAUAGUUCUCGUUGUUGUCUCUAUGAAGUUAAACCAAAAAUGUUGAUUAAUCUUUUGAAUGGGUUUGACAUAAGAGAGAUCUGUUUUGAUUUCAAAAACCAAAUCUCAACAGUUAAAAGAUUACAAAAUCUUUGUUGUUACCCC